CUAGAAACUCCUCCUCCUUUCCUCCGCGUUUCCUCUCAUUCCCCCACUACCAAUUCGUCCCCCCAUUUGCGUUUUCCACCCCACCUUCCUUCUUUCCCGAGAAACAAACAUCCCCAAUCGCCAUGAAUCCUCAGCAGCAGCCACCAGCGCCGCAGAGCCCUCUGGAUCCCGACAACCCGCAGCUCCCCACCAUCAAGAUCCACCACCCUUCCUCCCCUCGCCACCCCCACCACCACCAUCACCACCACCACUCCGUCGCUCCCACUCCCACCGCCGGCGCCCGCCGCAAGAUCGGCGUCGCUGUCGACCUCUCCGACGAGAGCGCGUACGCCGUCAAGUGGGCCGUCGACCACUACCUCCGCCCCGGCGAUGCCGUUAUUCUCCUCCACGUCAGCCCCACCUCCGUCCUCUUCGGCGCUGAUUGGGGCCCACUCCCCUUGUCCACUCCCACCCACACCCUGAUCCACCCUUUCCGCCCCGGCGGCGGCGACCUGAACGCCGACAGCACCAAUCCCCCGCCGCCGCCCCCGCCCAGCGAUCACGGCAGCGAUUCCGAUAGCUCCUCGCGGGGACAGCCGCUGCAGCCGCGCCAGGGCGAGGAAGACUACGAUGUCUUCACUGCUGCCAAGGCUUCUGAUCUCUCGAAGCCCCUGAAAGACGCCCAAAUCCCCUUCAAGAUCCACAUAGUGAAGGACCAUGACAUGAAGGAGCGGCUGUGCUUGGAGGUGGAGAGGUUGGGACUGAGUUGUGUGAUCAUGGGCAGCAGAGGGUUCGGAGCUGCCAAGCGAGGCAGGGAUGGCAGGCUUGGCAGUGUUAGCGAUUACUGUGUGCAUCACUGCGUUUGCCCCGUUGUGGUGGUCAGGUACCCUGAGGACAAGGAUGAAGCUGAUGGUGAUGCUGGUGUCGAGCCCGUCGUCAAUGUGCAUAUGCACGAGGACGAAGAGGAAGUGCCACAUCGCAAAGGACUUCAGAGCUUCUAG
This is a messenger RNA of Linum tenue, 980 nucleotides long. Lineage: Eukaryota; Viridiplantae; Streptophyta; Magnoliopsida; Malpighiales; Linaceae. The record is from the annotation of a GenBank genome assembly.